UCCCCCGCGCAACUUCUGGGGUUACCUCAAUUAACGCCGCUCUCCGCGUAGUUUCCGGCGUCCUUCAGUUUCUGUCAGCGGGCGCACAAGCAGCAGCCCGGCCCUGGGGCGUCAGGUGGGGGCGGUGACCGGCUGUAGGGUUGCCAAUUCCUGGAGCUUUCAUCACAUGACAACCUUCAAUUACAGAUUAAUCUUUAGUUCCUGGCGACUCCAGGACAAUCAUGGUGGGCUGGCAACCCUAGACAACGGCCAAGCGUGGAUAGAGCCAGAUUUUGGGAGCCUGGUUGACAGUUAUGGAUGAAACUCCUUCCUGGAGACGUGGAUCCUUGACAGGGAAUUCUGAGCUGUGCUUUUCCUUUGGAGUCAUAGCAGAUAUUCAGUAUGCUGAUCUAGAGGAUGGUUAUAACUUCUGGGGGUCCCGGAGGAGAUACUACAGACACAGCCUUCACCUUCUCCAGAGCGCAGUUGAUGAGUGGAAUAAGGAAGACGGUCAACUUGAGUUUGUGCUGCAGCUUGGGGAUAUUAUUGAUGGUUUUAAUGCCCAACAUAAAACAUCAGAAAGUGCUCUGAGAAGAGUUAUGAACAAGUUUAAAAAGCUUAGAAUCCCAAUCCAUCACACAUGGGGAAAUCAUGAAUUGUACAACUUUACUAGAGACUAUUUAACACAAUCUGAACUUAACAGCAAGUCUUUAGAAGACCAGAUCUUCCUUGGCUCUGCUGCCAGUGGCCAGGACUCUCCUGGAGCCACUGCUGAAGAACAUUACUAUGCUUAUCAUUUUAGCCCAGUUCCAAAAUUUCGGUUCAUUUUACUUGAUGCUUAUGAUUUAAGUAUCCUUGGGAGGGAUAAAUCCACCCAAAAAUAUCAGGAUUCUUUGAAGCUGCUGAAGGAGAAAAACCCAAAUGAGAAUCUGAAUAGUCCCACAGGACUUGCUGAACCACAAUUUGUAGAGUUCAAUGGAGGAUUUAGCCAAACACAGCUGGAUUGGUUCAAUGAGGUUCUUACAUUCUCUGACACUAAUCAAGAGAAAGUCGUAGUUGUGGGUCACAUUCCAGUUCAUCCAGGUUCUUCAGAGAGUGUUUGCCUUGCUUGGAAUUAUAAAGAUGCCCUUUCUGUCAUCCAUUCUCAUCAGUGUGUGGUGUGCUUUCUCGCAGGGCACCUCCAUGAUGGUGGUUAUUAUUUAGAUUCUCAUGGAGUCCACCAUCUUACUUUGGAAGGGAUUGUUGAAACUCCACCAGAGAGCCAUGCCUUUGGAACGAUAUAUGUCUAUGAUGAUAAACUGGUAUUAAAGGGAAGAGGUAGAAUUCCAGACAAAGUAAUGUAUUACACAAAACAUUAGGAUAGUUGUAAAUACAAUUGUGCAUGAUCCAGACAAUGCUCCAGAAAUUAGUUUAAUAAAUAACAGCUGACCAUUGCAGCCAUGGUGUUUCUGUUUAUAGAAAAUCUGCACGAUGAUGCUUACAGCUUCAAGCCUGAUAAAUAGAGCCUCAGUGCUGCCCACCUUCUCCUCUCAGAGCUGGUAUCUUAGAAGCUUUACUUCUUCAAGAAGCAAGAAACAAGAUCUAGCUUCCUGCUAUAGGGCACAGGAGGGACAGCCAACAACUCAACACAAUCUGAAAUAAAUGCAAGUUGAUUUGGACAACUUCUGCUUGAAACAGUUAAAAGUGAACAAUUUGUUGUUAUUGUGGCACAAAAGGCACAAGCAACAUUAAAAGGUAUGUGAUCACACUAGCAAGGAGUUAUUAGUGCAUCUUUAUUAGUCACACUGUGUUAUGAAAUGAAAAUCUUAUCCCUAUCAGGUGUGAUUCAGCUUCUUUUCAAACACUAACAUUGAUGAUAUUCUUCAGCCUGCCAGUAGCUUGCUUUCUGAAAUCAGCAGAAAUUGUAGAUACUCUGCACCUCUAAAAACCAGAUUCCUUGGAAUGUUUUUCUUUUUUUGUCUAGGGAGGGGAUUUAUGAUUUUAUAGAUGAAAUGCUCAGGGAGAUUAUCCCUGUAUUGACUGGAUAUAUGUCACCUCAGGAGAGGAUGCAGAAAUAAAAUGUCUAGAUGCCAUAAAUGACUACUUCUUGGAUCUGAUAGUCCUGUAAACCAAAAGGGGAGAGACAAGUCUUGAUUAAGUCCUAAGUGGAGCACAGGGUCUAUAUAUAUAUAUAUAACUGAUCCGCUGAGUAAUAGCGGCCAUAAUGUAAUUAAAUAUAACAUCCUUGUAGGGGGAAUAUACAAAAGAAACCCACCACAGUAGCAUCUAACUUCAAAAAGGGGAACUACACAGAAAUGAGAAAGCUAGAUAAACAAAAAUUAAAAGGAAUAGUCACAACAGUGACUGCAAGACACCUUGACACUAUUUAAAAUAACUAUAAUAGACGCUCAAACUAAAUGUAUACCCCCAAAUAAAAAAAUAAAACCGUAAGGUAUGCCACCAUGGCUCAACAGCAAUGUAAAAGAGGCAGUUACAGGCAAUAAGACAUCCUUUAAAAAUUGGAAGUGAAAUCCUACCGAGGAAAAUAGAAAGGAGCAUAAACUCUGGCAAGUCUAGUGUAAGUGUAAUUAGGCAGCCCAAAAAAGAAUUUGAAGACCUUCUAGCAAAGGCAGUACAUCAGAUGCAGGAAGCCUGCCAAAAAAUCAGUGGGGCCACUGGACAAUCAAGGUGCUAAAGGAGCACUCAAGUAAGAGAAGGCCAUUGAGGAGAAUCUAAAUUAAUUCUUUGUAUUAGUCUUCACUGCAGAGGAAGUGAGAGAGAUUCCCACAUGAGCCAUUCUUUUUAGGUGACUAAUCCCACAUUGAGGUGUCAGUAGGGAAGGUUUUGGAACAAAUUAAAUUAAACUGUAAUAAAUUACCAGGGUCAUGAUAUUCACCCAAGAGUUCUGAAGGAACUCCAAUAUGAAAUUGCAGAACUGCUACGGGGAAGGUAGUUUUUGAGUUGGGUGAAACCUGGGGGUAUGCAAGACAAAUUAGACUUCUGAAAGGGGUACAGUAAUCUGGAAAGGUGGAGAGCUGCUGGCUUAAAUUACAAUUGUGUCCAAAAGUCCUAAUCAGGGUUUGGACAGCCUGUUGUUAGUUUCUGACAGUGUUGGUGGAUUGUCUUGGAAAUGUGUUAAUUAAAAUAUCAGAGAACCAAUAUCUGCUUAGAGUAUGAACACAGUUUUAUUGAAUAAUUCUGUAGUUAGGAGGGUUUGCGUAUCAUUCAUAUGCUUAAUUAUUUUAAAAAAUAAAUUCAUAUAGUCCAUGAGCAUAUUUUCAAAAAGUCAGUACAAUAAGCUAAAUAUAUUGGAGUGGAGGACUUUCAAAACAAAAAUCAAAGUUAUGCUUGUACUUUGAAGCUGUUCAUCCGACCAUCCCAUUAGGCAGGUGGUGUUUAGCAUGAUGAUGGCAAUUUCUUUGCUUGAAGUCCUGUGAUAUGAACAGAGCAUGUGAGAAGUAAAGUAGGGCGGUAUUUUAAACCAGUGGUUGUGGUAGAUCAAGACUAAUGGAGAGCUUAAAUUACUUUUGAUAGCUGGUAUGGGUGAAAAUAUUAAGUUAAUGUUUUGUUUAGUUUGAGUUAAAACUUGAUUAAAAAUAAUUAGUGGUCAAAAGCACCCUUUUUCUUUUGUUAGAAAGGCCACUAUUAAGAGUACUGCUUGAUGCUGCUAAGUAAAAUAAGCUAUUACUUUGAUUUAUUUUGUCUGUGAUGCAGAAUGCUUCUAGCAAUUGGCUUAUCUGGUGCACUGUUUCUUUAUUCUGUCCCCACCCACCCUGUCUAAAUUUGAUGCAAGAUCACAUGUAUCCCAUGCCUUCAGAGCCUGCUUCUCUGCCAUCUAUUUACACCCGUACCAAUUAUAAAAAUUGUUGAACAAGAGAAUCUUUCACCAUAUGCUCAUGACUGUGCUUUCUUCAUAUACCACUUUCACUCUCAUGCUAUCACUGAUCAGAAACUGAUGAAAGGUCAUGCAGUUCUCAUGAGUUUUUUUUACUUUGCUUCUAUUUGCUGUGUUGUGAAAGUGGUAUGUACAGGAAUAGUACAAUGCUAUUGUCUGCAGUGGUGGAGGGAAACUGAAGGUGGAAAGAAGAGGGUGAAGAUUACUGGAUGAACAGGUGGAAGAAGACAAAACUAAAGAGGGGGAUGACCAGUGGUCUAGUGCAGUAUUUCCCAAAUGGUAGGUCUUGACCCGCCAGUGGGUCAUGGGAAGAUACUAGAUGGAUUGCCACAUUCAGGGCUGGAUUAACCCAUCACUGGGCCCUGGCCUGGGCAAACAUACACUAUUCCUGGCCCACUGUGGGUGGAGGAGGUAUGGGGCAGAGGGAGGACUGGAGAGCAAGCCCACCCUGCAGCAACCGCUCCUAUUCUACGGGACUAAGCCCAGCUCCCUGCUCUGGUGAUGUGACCAGGGGCAUAGCAUCACUUAAAUUUGGCCUGGCCACUCUUGAUUGAUGCUGUGACCCCAUGCUCCACGUCGCAAUGCCACUCAAAUUUGGCCCAACUGGCGGAGGGGGAGCCUCCCAUAACACCUCCCACAGGACAGGAGCUGCCACAGUGAAGUGAAUGAGGAGCGGGGUCACUUUCCAACCCUUUCUUCUCAGGCCUUCCCUCUGCAUUGUGCCUGGAUUAGGGUUGCAGGGCUGGGGCAGAGAGGACAUGUGUAAUGGUGGGUCAUUAAAAAAAAAAAAAAAGACAAAAUGGAAUUGGUGGGUCGACUUAAUAAAAAGUUUGGCAACCUCUAGUCUAGCAGUAGUAUAUCUGGUUCUUGCUGAAGGACAACCUAAAAAGGUGUAAUAUUGACACUUGGGAGACACUUGCCCAGGAUCGCUUAAAAUGGAGUGAAGUCCUAGAUGGUGGUCCCCUGCAUUUUGAACUUGCUCACCGACAAGCUGAAGAGGACAAGAGGCGCAGGAGGAAGGAGACUCGUUUCCAGUCAUGGUCAACAGCCUCCUGCUGAGCCUGAAAACAUCUGCCCUCAUUGUAAUAGAACUUGUGGUUCAAGGAUUGGCCUUAUUAGCCACCUGAGGACCCAUAACUCCCAUGGAAGAUGAUCAUACUCAGUAAAGAGUGAUUGCCCAUCAUCAUCUGGUCCUUUUCUCUCUGAGCCAGCUGUGGAUGGAAUACUCCUUUGGGAAUGGGGGCUAUGUCUUGCCUCCCCAUCUAGUGACCUCCACCUUGCCCAGAGUAAAGUAGUAGCACAGUAAUAGUUUUAACCUAGCUUUUUUUUUAAAGUUUUGACACUUUGCUGAAAUCCCAGCAUGUAUCAUUCUGUGAUGACAUAUUGAGAGAAUAUCUUCAGCAAACCAUUCAGUACCAGUAAGAAGUCAGAGCCUAGUCUUUCCCCACCCCCCUUCUUCUUUUAGAGAAAAAAAAAUAGCCAUGUAUGUGUUAUGUGCCACUUAGAGCCUAACUAAUGGAAUUAUUUAGCGUAAAUUUAAUUUUACAUGGACUGUAAAGAUAACACUUAAAAUUCUGACACAUUCUGUUGGCAUAUCAUAUGUUGGCAUAUGUUAAGGGCUCUUAUAAAGGUGAUGUUAUAAACUGUUCUCCUGAAUCUGAUUGAUUUAGGUAAGAUAUUUGGGGGGGAAUUUUCUAACUAUAAGGAUAGUUAAGCAAUGGAAUAGAUUUCCAAGGGAGGUUGUGAAAUCUUCCUCAUUAGAGGCUUUUAAGAACAGGUUAGAUAAACAUCUGUCAAAAAUGGUCUAAGUAGACUUGGUCCUGCCUCAGUGCAGGGGCUUGGACUAGAUGAUCUCUCAAGGUCAUGUCAAGCCCUACAUUUCUAAAAUUGUAUAAGUGUGGUAAUGUAACCUAUCGCUUAAAUUAGCUCCUCUACCAGAUAACUGGAGGAAAGUUAAUGCAAUGUCAAUUUUUAAGAAAUGCUUCAGAGGUGAUCCUGGCAAUUACAGGCUGGUAAACUAACUUCAAUGCCAGGCAAAUUCGUUGAAAUUAUAGUAAAGAACAGAAUUAUCAGACACAUAAAUGAACAAACUAUAUUAGAGAAGAGUCAAUAUGGGUAAAGGGAAAUUGUGCCUCACCAAUCUAUUAGCAUUAUUUGAGUGUAUAAAGAGCAUGAGGAAAGGGUGAUCCAGUUCAUGUAGUGUACUUGUACUUUCAGAAAGCCUUUGACAAGGUCUGUAGUGAGGCAGAGUGGCCUCCCUCCAGUACAGAGGGGGUUAAUUCCCCCUGGUGGGUACAGCUAACACCACCUCAUUCACAGGAAAGGCAGGGGCACAGCAGGAAGUAUAGGAGCAGGAUCCUGUAGCUAGUUGGGGUUGGACCAGGGAAGGAGGCAGACGUCCCUCCCAGGGAGUUGAGCCCUCAGUCAAGCCUGUGACCGGCAGCAGAGAGAAAAGACAGACCACUGCCCCAGGAGACAGGAGGAAGGGCUGCCUGACCACAAGUCUGAGAACCAGGUCAAAGUGGUGAUGGAGCAGCGCCAGCAGGAAAUAGCCCAGGGAAACAAGAAGUUGGUCUGGUUGUACUGCUGAGACGUGAGGCAUCUCGUCAGAUGUUCGGCUGCGUGCGUGUGCUCUCUCUGCAUGCUGCACUGACUCUAGCUAGAUAGCCCGUGCAGCAGGCUCCGAUCAAACUACCCAAUAAGACCACCAGACUUGGUUUAAUAGCGAAGGCGCCUGGCCAGGUUUAUUACCGACAAAGCACAGUGCUAAUGCCCCUGCUCAAUGGUUACAGGUACACUAACACGUAUGCCCAUGACAAUGGAUGUAGCUGUCAGUGGCGGGACUUUCCACUGCCCCCUCAGCUGGAUAAAGACACUUCCUCUGAGAUACAUCUUUAUAUACUGAUACAAACAAGUUACGUAUCACCCUUGACGUAUCUGAUGUAUUAGGGUGCCCCCCAUUGCCUUGUACCUGUAGGUUUGAUCAAAACAGCUCUAUUCUUCAUGCUAUCAUCCUGACCUUAUCCUUAAGCUGCGUCAGCAUGUUCCUGUUAUCUUUGGGGAAUGUUUAUCAGGGUGUUCUGGUACCACCCUUCUGGAAUGUGCUUGUGUGAGUGUUUUGUGCCUAGCACCUCUUAGGAAUAUGUGUUUUUGCAAUAUCAGCCCUAUGCUAGCUAAAUUCUCUGAGCAGGGCCUUCCUCUUGCUCACAACUUAACUUUCUUUUAUAUCAGCAAGGUUUUGACUAUAGCGCAGGCCUCAUAUCAGGCCUCUGAUACAUGGGCUUAUGUUUCAGGCCCUGUUCCUACUACAGCAUGUUUCCCCACUGACCCCGUGUAGGAUUACCCAUCACUUCUAGGGCUCUGGGCAGGGACUCAGUGGAGCAGGAUGGGCCUGGCUCCCCUUGGCCCUGUAUGUGGGGCUGGGUGCAUGCUAACCUUUUGCCUGGAAGGCUGAAAAUGCUGCCUGUUUGUUUGCUCAGCCCUCAUCUUAGCAGGCCUGAGAUAUAGACUACCUGUUAACAUACUGAACCUGCACCCUGCAGGUUGAACUGUCAAUUGUGUGACUGCAAGCCAGGCUGCCGACCACUUCAACUGGCAGGUGUACCAAUCCCCUAAUGCUGCCACAGGGGGUGCCCUAACAGAAAGCUUACAAAGUCCCACACCAAAGGCUUUUAAGCAAAGUAAGCAGUUAUGGGAUAAGAGGGAAGGUCCUCUCAUGGAUCAGUAACUGGUUUAAAAGAUAGGAAUCAACAGGUAGGAAUAAAUGGUCAGUUUUCACAAUGGAGGGAGGUAAAUAGUGGGGUCCCCUGCUCUUUUGGGACCUGUUCUGUUCGAUAUAUUCAUCAAUGAUCUAGAAAAGGGAGGUAAACAGUGAGGUGGAAAAGUUUGCAGAUAAUACUAAAUUACUCAAAAGAGUUAAAUCCAAAGCAGACUGCAAAGAGUUAAAAAGGGAUCGCAGAACCUGGUUACUGGACAACAAAAUGACAGAUGAAAUUCAAUGUUGAUAAAUGCAAAGUAAUGCACAUUGGAAAACAUAAUCCCAACUAUACAUACAAAAUGUUGGGGUCUAAAUUAGCUGUUACCACUUAAAAAAGAUUUUGCAUUCAUCGUGGACAGUUCUCUGAGCACACCUGCUCAAUGUGCAGUGGCAGUCAAGAAAGCUAACAAUGUUAGGAACCAUUAGGAAAGAGAGAGAUAAUAAGACAAAAUAUGUCAGUCUAAAUCCAUGGUAUGCCCACACCUUGAAUACCGCAUGUAGUUCUGGUCACGCUAUCUCCAAAAA
This is a messenger RNA of Malaclemys terrapin pileata, 8135 nucleotides long. It is a transcript of the gene ADPRM, whose product is annotated as ADP-ribose/CDP-alcohol diphosphatase, manganese dependent. Bases 294 to 1337 code for a protein of 347 amino acids. The transcript is spliced from 4 exons. Lineage: Eukaryota; Metazoa; Chordata; Testudines; Emydidae. Gene Ontology annotation, molecular function: CDP-glycerol diphosphatase activity; manganese ion binding; ADP-ribose diphosphatase activity. The record is from RefSeq and is a predicted model, not a curated record.